Molecule: messenger RNA, 2483 nt
Organism: Carassius gibelio (silver crucian carp)
Lineage: Eukaryota; Metazoa; Chordata; Actinopteri; Cypriniformes; Cyprinidae
Product: tripartite motif-containing protein 16-like
Exons: 6
Coding region: 84-2315 (743 amino acids)
Molecular function (GO): zinc ion binding; protein binding
Source: RefSeq, a predicted model, not a curated record
AGGAAUCACGUGAGUUCAGGGAAAGAGAAACUGCAGUGUAGUUGAGCUGUUGUGUGUUUGUGUCUCUGUAUUCAUUCAGUAAAAUGGCUGAAGCCAGAGUUUCUCAGGAUGAGUUCUUGUGUCCAGUGUGUCUGGAUCUCCUGAAGGAUCCAGUGGCUAUUCCCUGUGGACACAGUUACUGUAAGAUCUGUAUUACAGACUGCUGGGAUCAGGAGGAUCAGAAGAGAGUCUACAGCUGUCCUCAGUGCAGACAGACCUUCAGUCCAAGACCUGCUUUAUCUAGAAACACCAUGCUGGCUGAAGUGGUGGAGAAACUGAGGAAGACCAGACUCUCUGAUGACUGUGAGCCUGGAGCUGGAGAUGUUCAGUGUGACGUCUGUACUGGAAGAAAAUACAGAGCCGUCAAGUCCUGUCUGAUGUGUCUGGACUCUUACUGUCAAACUCAUUUUGACCGUCAUGAGGAGUUUCAUUCACGUAAGCCACACAAAGUUAUUGAUGCCACUGGACGACUGCAGGAGAUGAUCUGCCAGAAACAUGAGAAGAUCCUCGAGGUUUUCUGUCGCACUGACCAGAAAUGUAUAUGUGUGCUGUGUACGAUGGAUGAACAUAAAAACCACGACACUGUAUCAACGACAGCACAGAGGACAGAGAAAAAGGAGCAGCUGAAGGAGACACAGAAGACGCUCCAGCAGAGAAUCCAGCAGAGAGAGAAAGAUCUCCAGCAGCUGAGAGAGACUGUGGAGUCUCAUAAGCGCUCUGCACAGACAGCAGUGGAGGACAGUGAGAGGAUCUUUACUGAGCUUAUCCGCUCCAUUGAGAGAAGCCGCUCUGAGCUGAUACGACUGAUCAGAGAUCAGGAAAAGACUGCAGUGAGUCGAGCUGAAGAACGACUGGAGCGACUGGAGCAGGAGAUCAAUGAUCUGAGGAGGAGAGACGCUGAGCUGGAGCAGCUUUCACACACACAGGAUCACAUCCAGUUCCUGCAGAGUUUCCAGUCUCUCUCAGCACCUCCUGAAUCUACAGAUGUAAAUGAAGAUCUCUUCAGUUCUCUUGUCUCUUUUGAUGAUCUGAGAGAAUCUGUUCAUCAGCUGAGAGACAAACUGGAGGAUUUCUGUAAAGAGCAGCUCAAGAAGAUCUCAGACAGAGUCACAUUCACCAACAUUGUUCCCAGAACUAGGAAGGACUUCCUACAAUAUUCCCAUCAGCUCACUCUGGAUCUGAACACAGUGAAUAAUUACCUCCAUCUGUCUGAGAACAACAGACUGAUUACUGCCACUGACUCACUUCAGCCGUAUCCUGAUCAUCCAGACAGAUUUGAUAAUGUGUGUCAGGUGUUGUGUAGAGAGAGUGUGUGUGGACGCUGUUACUGGGAGAUUGAGUGGAGUGGAGAUAAAGGUGUGUUUAUAUCAGUGUCAUAUAAGAGCAUCAGCAGGAAGGGAUGUAGUAAUGAGUGUUUCUUUGGAAAUAAUGAUCAGUCCUGGAGUUUGUUCUGCUCUCCCUCCAGUUACUCAUUCAGACACAAUAACAUAGAGACUUAUCUCCCUGUGAAGUCCAUCAGCAGUAGAAUAGGAGUGUUUGUGGAUCACAGAGCAGGAACUCUGUCCUUCUACAGCGUCUCUGACACAAUGAGCCUCAUCCACACAGUCCAGACCACAUUCACUCAGCCGCUCUAUCCUGGGUUUAGCUUUGGAUCUAGAUCUGAAUCUAGGUUUAUUUUUGGAUCUGGAACUGGAUUUGGCUCUGGAUCUGCAUCUGGGUUUAGUUUUGGAUCUGGAACUGGAUCUGGAUCUGAAUCUGGGUUUGGAUCUGGAAAUAAAUCUGGGUUAAGUUUUGAAUCUGGAACUGGGUUUGGAUCUAGAUCUGGAACUGGGUUUAGGUUUGGAUCUGGAACAGAAUCUGGGUUAAGUUUUGUAUUUGGAACUGGGUUUGGAUCUGGAACUCUCCUUGGAUCUGUAACUGAAUCUGGGUUAAGUUUUGGAUCUAGAACUGGAUCUGGAACUGGGUUUGGAUCUGGAUCUGAAUCUGGAUUAAGUUUUGGAUCUGGAACUGGUUCUGGAUCUGGGUUUGGAUCUGGAACUGAAUCUGGGUUAAGUUUUGGAUCUGGAACUGGUUUUGGAACUAUAUCUGGGUUUAGAUUUGGAUCUGAAUCUGGGUUUGGAUCUGGAUCUGAAUCUGGGUUAAGUUUUGGAUCUGGAACGGGGUUUGGAUCUGGAACUGAAUCUGGGUUAAGUUUUGGAUCUGGAACUGGGCUUACGUUUAGAUCUAGAUCCGGGUUUACUGUUUGUUCUGGAUCAUCAGUGAAACUGUGUUGGUAAUUGAGAAAAGACUGAUGAGUGAUUCUACGCAUAAUGCUUUAAGCAGCUUGAUGAAUCAGUAACAGUGAGAUGUUAUGGUCUCUUCUUUUCUCUUCAUGACAUUAAUACUGCAGCGGAACUUUUGUCACCGAAAUAACAUGAAUCAGAAUAAAUGUAAUAAAUCUUCAU